Diabrotica virgifera virgifera (western corn rootworm) is the source of this 533-nucleotide messenger RNA. RefSeq lists its product as uncharacterized. Lineage: Eukaryota; Metazoa; Arthropoda; Insecta; Coleoptera; Chrysomelidae. Bases 176 to 481 code for a protein of 101 amino acids. The transcript has 2 exons. The record is from RefSeq and is a predicted model, not a curated record.
AUCCAAUUAACCGCACCCACCAGAGGACCUUUAUAGUCAUAACGUCAUAAUUUAAUAUGAUAUGAAGCAUUAAUACCAUGUAAAUAUUUAUUUAUUUUAGUAAAGCAUAAACCUGUGGUUUAGGUGUAUCUGCUACUUCAGAAAAUAGUUACUUCUACUGGCUUCAAAAUCAAAAAUGAAAUUCUUCAAAAUCUUUGUUUUCUUUGUCUGUUUCACUGUAUCCAUUUAUGCAGAUCGUGAAUAUAAAAUACAAGAUUGCUUAAAACCUUAUAUUGAUGAAGAUAAGCCCAUUAUAGGUUGCUAUCCUGUUACUUAUAAAGUGUGGCGAUGGGACAUAAAAUCUAAAUCCUGUGUAGAGGAGACGGGGAUAUGCGGUAUCUACAGAAGACACCUUUUCAAAAGUGAAGACAACGGUGAAGAUGAAUGUAACAAGGUAGCAAGACCAGUUUGCGAAAAAUUAUAUUCGUUACUACCAUGUUAACCACAAAAUCACAUUGUUUAUGCUUAAUAUAAUAUUUAAAAUGUCUAUAAAA